AUGUUCCGAGCACUAGCCAAGGCCAGUGUGGCCCUGUGCCCCAGAGUGUCAGGUUGGGUGCGGACCAUGGCCUCCCACCAGCUGCUGGUGUCACCCCCAGAGACCCUAAGCAAGCCCUUCUCAGUCCCCAAGAGGCUCCUGCUGGGUCCUGGCCCCUCCAACCUGGCCCCACGAGUCCUGGCAGCCGGGGGGCUACAGGUGAUUGGGCACAUGAGCAAGGAGAUGCAGCAGAUCAUGGAUGAGAUCAAACAAGGAAUCCAGUAUGCGUUUCAGACCACGAAUCCCCUCACACUGGCCAUCAGUGGCUCGGGACACUGUGCCAUGGAGACAGCCCUAGUCAACCUCCUGGAACCUGGGGAGUCCUUCCUAGUCGGUGCCAAUGGUGUCUGGGGGCUGCGGGCUGCAGAUAUCGCAGAGCGCAUUGGAGCCCAUGUGCAUCGAAUGAUCAAGGAGCCUGGAAGCCAUUACACACUACAGGAGGUGGAGGAGGGCCUAGCCCAGCACAAACCAGUGGUGCUGUUCCUUACCCAUGGGGAGUCCUCCACCGGUGUAAUGCAGCCUCUGGAUGGCUACGGGGAGCUCUGUCACAAGUACCAGUGCCUGCUCUUGGUGGAUUCUGUGGCAUCGCUGGGCGGGGUCCCCCUCUACAUGGACCAGCAAGGCAUUGAUGUCUUGUACUCUGGCUCCCAGAAGGUACUGAAUGCCCCACCAGGGACCUCCCUUAUCUCCUUCAGUGACAAGGCCAAGCACAAGGUCUACUCUCGGAAGACGAAGCCUGUCUCUUUUCUCAUGGACAUCACUUGUUUGGCCAAGUUGUGGGGUUGUGAGGGCAAGACAAGAAUGAACCAUCAUACAAUGCCUGUCAUCAGCUUAUACUGCCUGAGGGAAAGCCUGGCACUCAUUGCAGAGGAGGGCCUGGAGCAUUCCUGGCAGAGGCACCAGGAGACCACAGCCUAUCUGCAUGAGCGCCUGCAGGGGCUGGGCCUGCAGCUUUUUGUGAAGGACCCGGCAAUCCGGCUGCCCACAGUCACCACUGUGGCUGUGCCUACAGGCUACAACUGGAGAGACAUUGUCAACUACGUCGUGGACCACUUUGACAUAGAAAUCACCGGUGGCUUUGGGCCCUCCGAAGGGAAGGUGCUGCGGAUUGGCCUGCUAGGCUACAAUGCCACGAAGGAGAAUGUGGACCGCAUGGCAGAGGCCCUGAGGGAGGCCUUACAGCACUGCCCUCAGAACAAGCUGUGA
Jaculus jaculus (lesser Egyptian jerboa) is the source of this 1245-nucleotide messenger RNA. It is a transcript of the gene Agxt, whose product is annotated as alanine--glyoxylate and serine--pyruvate aminotransferase. The record is from RefSeq and is a predicted model, not a curated record. Gene Ontology annotation, molecular function: L-alanine:glyoxylate transaminase activity; L-serine:pyruvate transaminase activity. Gene Ontology annotation, cellular component: peroxisome. The transcript has 11 exons. NCBI's taxonomy places the organism in Eukaryota, Metazoa, Chordata, Mammalia, Rodentia, Dipodidae. The coding region runs from base 1 to 1245 and encodes 414 amino acids.